AUGAAGGGACUUGCAUUGGCAGCAGCAUUCCUUUGGAAGGCUGUCGCCGGUCUGACGGCCGCAGAAUGGCGCAGUCAAUCGAUCUACUUUCUUCUAACUGAUCGUUUUGGCCGUACAGACAAUUCGACCACGGCGACAUGCAACGUCAGCGAUCGGAUUUACUGCGGUGGUAGCUGGCAGGGAAUCAUCAAUCACUUGGAUUACAUCCAAGGCAUGGGAUUCACCGCCAUUUGGAUCACCCCCGUAACAGAACAGCUCUCUCAAGAUACUGGAGAUGGCGAAGCAUAUCACGGCUACUGGCAACAAGAGAUAUACAACGUCAACACAAACUAUGGCACUGCUGCCGAUCUUCUGGCCCUCUCGGAAGCCCUACACAGUCGAGGCAUGUAUCUCAUGGUAGACGUGGUUGCAAACCACAUGGGAUAUGAUGGAGCUGGUAACACUGUUGACUACAGUGUUUUCAACCCCUUCGAUUCUUCUUCUUACUUCCAUUCGUAUUGUGAGAUUAGUGAUUACUCAAAUCAGACAAACGUGGAGGACUGCUGGCUCGGAGAUACUACCGUCUCCCUUCCUGAUCUGGACACGACUCUUUCUUCAGUUCAGACUAUCUGGUACAACUGGGUGACCGACCUUGUUUCCAAUUAUUCCAUUGAUGGGCUACGAAUUGAUACAGUCAAGCACGUCCAGAAGUCAUUCUGGCCUGGCUACAACAGCGCUGCAGGUGUCUACUGUGUGGGAGAGGUUUUCGAUGGUGAUCCAGCAUAUACAUGUCCCUACCAGAGCUACCUAGAUGGUGUUCUAAACUAUCCCGUUUAUUAUCAACUUCUCUACGCUUUCGAGUCAACAAGUGGCAGCAUCAGCGAUCUUUACAACAUGAUCAACUCUGUUGCAUCUGACUGCUCCGACCCGACCUUACUUGGAAACUUUAUCGAGAAUCAUGACAACCCACGUUUUGCUUCCUACACGAGCGAUUAUUCUCAAGCGAAGAAUGUACUCUCCUACAUCUUCUUCUCUGACGGUAUUCCCAUUGUCUAUGCUGGUCAGGAGCAACACUAUAGUGGCGGCAGUGACCCUGCUAACCGUGAGGCAACCUGGCUUUCUGGAUACGACACGACGGCUGAGCUCUAUGAAUGGAUAACCUCCACAAACAAGAUUCGCAGUCUCGCCGUUUCCAUGGACACUUCUUACAUAACUUCCAAGAACGACGCUUUCUACACUGAUAGCAAUACCAUCGCUAUGAAGAAAGGUUCGAGUGGCUCGCAGGUUAUCACGGUCCUUUCGAACCUUGGCUCAUCGGGAAGCUCGUAUACCUUGACUCUCAGCGGAAGCGGUUAUUCGUCCGGCACCAAACUGAUGGAGAUGUAUACCUGCACUGCUGUUACUGUUGAUUCUAGCGGUAACAUCGCCGUACCGAUGACUUCCGGACUCCCUCGAGUCUACAUACUGGCCUCCUCGGCUUGCUCUAUCUGUAGUUCUGCCUGCUCAACAACUACAACCUCGUCGGCAACUUCGACCGCCGCGACAACAUCAACGACACUCAAAACUACCACAUCCUCCUCCACAAGUUGUACACAGGCUACUGCGUUGCCUGUUCUGUUCAAAGAGAUUGUAAUCACUUCAUACGGUCAGAACAUCUACAUCUCGGGCUCGAUCAGUGAGCUCGGUGACUGGGAUACCUCUAACGCUAUUGCCUUAUCCGCCAAUCAAUAUACCUCGUCCAACCCUCUAUGGUAUGUUGUGGUGACGAUUCCCGUGGGGACGUCAUUUGAAUACAAGUUUAUCGAGGAGACGAGCGGGUCUAGCACGAUUACUUGGGAAAGUGAUCCAAAUCGCUCAUAUACGGUGCCAACCGGCUGUGCAGGCUCAACAGCAACUGUCACAGCAACUUGGAGAUAG
Messenger RNA from Penicillium daleae, 1896 nucleotides. Its product is annotated as putative alpha-amylase. The coding region runs from base 1 to 1896 and encodes 631 amino acids. The transcript has 9 exons. Gene Ontology annotation, molecular function: starch binding; calcium ion binding; alpha-amylase activity. The record is from RefSeq and is a predicted model, not a curated record. Gene Ontology annotation, biological process: carbohydrate catabolic process. Lineage: Eukaryota; Fungi; Ascomycota; Eurotiomycetes; Eurotiales; Aspergillaceae.